Molecule: messenger RNA, 1742 nt
Organism: Tinamus guttatus (white-throated tinamou)
Lineage: Eukaryota; Metazoa; Chordata; Aves; Tinamiformes; Tinamidae
Source: RefSeq, a predicted model, not a curated record
CCUUCCAUGGUCAAUAAUGAACAACGACAACAUGCUGAGCACAUAUUCUUAUCAUUUAGAAAAUCAAAAUCGCCAUUUGCUGUCUGCAAACACAUUCUGGAAACUAGUAAAGUGGACUAUGUCCUUUUCCAAGCUGCUACAGCGAUAAUGGAAGCAGUUGUACGAGAAUGGAUUCUGCUGGAAAAAACAAGCAUUGAGUCACUGCGAACAUUCCUUCUAACCUAUGUCUUACAGAGGCCUAACCUUCAAAAGUAUGUUCGGGAGCAGAUUUUGUUAGCAGUAGCAGUAAUAGUGAAACGGGGAUCCUUAGACAAAUCAAUCGACUGCAAAAGCAUUUUCCAUGAAGUCAGCCAGUUGAUCAGCAGCGGUAACCCCACGGUGCAAACUUUGGCCUGUUCCAUUUUAACGGCACUGUUGAGUGAGUUCUCGAGUUCAAGUAAAACCAGCAACAUUGGACUAAGCAUGGAGUUCCAUGGUAACUGUAAACGUAUAUUUCAGGAGGACGAUCUGCGGCAGAUCUUCAUGCUCACGGUAGAGGUACUUCAGGAAUUCAGCAGACGUGAGAACCUCAACGCUCAGAUGUCUUCGGUGUUUCAGCGUUAUCUUGCACUAGCCAAUCAGGUCUUAAGCUGGAACUUCCUUCCUCCAAAUUUGGGCAGACAUUAUAUAGCUAUGUUUGAAUCCUCACAAAAUGUGAUGCUAAAGCCAACAGAAUCCUGGCGCGAGACCCUCCUGGACAGCAGAGUUAUGGAGCUUUUCUUUACAGUACAUCGGAAAAUCAGAGAGGAUACAGAUAUGGCCCAAGACUCGUUGCAGUGCCUCGCCCAGCUGGCCUCUUUGCAUGGGCCGGUCUUUCCCGAUGAAGGUUCCCAAGUCGAUUACCUGGCACACUUCAUUGAGGGAUUACUGAAUACUAUCAAUGGAAUUGAAAUAGAAGACUCUGAAGCAGUGGGAAUUUCCAGUAUUAUCAGCAACCUGAUAACCGUAUUUCCUCGCAAUAUUUUAACUGCCAUUCCAAAUGAACUUUUCUCUUCAUUUGUUAACUGCCUCGCACACCUCACUUGUUCUUUUGGGAGAAGUGCUGCCUUGGAAGAAGUGCUUGACAAAGAUGAUAUGGUGUAUAUGGAAGCGUAUGAUAAGUUGCUGGAGUCUUGGCUGACUUUGGUACAAGAUGACAAACAUUUCCAUAAAGGCUUCUUUACCCGACAUGCCAUUCAGGUCUUUAAUUCUUAUAUUCAGUGCCAUCUAGCUGCUCCUGAUGGUACAAGGAAUUUGACGGCCAACGGCGUGGCCUCUCGGGAAGAAGAGGAGAUCAGCGAGCUCCAGGAGGACGACAGAGAGCAGUUCUGUGACCAGCUGGCCAGCGUGGGCAUGCUGGGCAGGAUCGCGGCGGAGCACUGCAUUCCUCUGCUCACCAGUUUGUUAGAAGACCGAGUGACAAGGCUCCAUGGGCAGCUGCAGAGACAUCAACAACAGUUACUCGCCUCACCAGCAUCAGGCUCAAUGGACAAUAAAGUGCUUGAUGACCUGUAUGAGGAUAUUCAUUGGCUUAUUUUAGUCACAGGCUACCUCUUGGCUAAUGAUACUCAGGGAGAGACUCCGCUAAUACCUCCAGAAGUAAUGGAAUAUUCCAUUAAGCAUUCAACUGAGGUUGACAUCAAUACAACACUUCAAAUUCUGGGAUCUCCAGGAGAAAAGGCAUCUUCCAUCCCAGGUUACAACAGAACAGAUUCUGUAAUUAG